Molecule: messenger RNA, 1113 nt
Organism: Microtus ochrogaster (prairie vole)
Lineage: Eukaryota; Metazoa; Chordata; Mammalia; Rodentia; Cricetidae
Gene: Slc39a2
Product: solute carrier family 39 member 2
Biological process (GO): zinc ion transmembrane transport
Cellular component (GO): plasma membrane
Molecular function (GO): zinc ion transmembrane transporter activity
Source: RefSeq, a predicted model, not a curated record
CAAGGCAGCGCUCCACUGUGGUCGCCUCAGCCGCUGCAUUUGUCAUUUUGAGGCUUCUGUUCAUCCUGCAUCCCAAAGAUGGAGGUACUGCUUGGAGUGAAAAUUGGCUGCCUGCUUGCCCUUCUGGUUCUCACCCUGGGCUGUGGCCUUGCUCCCAUCUACUUCAGAUGGUUCCAGAUGGAUGCAGCUACAGGUCGUCACUACAGAGUUCUCAGCCUCCUGGGCUGCAUCUCUGCCGGCGUCUUUCUGGGAGCAGGGUUGAUGCAUAUGACUGCUGAAGCCCUGGAGGGAAUUGAAUCAGAAAUCCAGAAAUUCGUGGUGCAGAACAGUACAGGAAGUACAGGCAACUCUUCUCGUGACGCUGCUUCCGAUUACGUGGAGUAUCCCUAUGGAGAGCUCGUCAUCUCGCUGGGCUUUUUCUUCGUCUUCCUUCUGGAGUCGCUGGCAUUGCAGUACUGCCAAGGGGAUGCUGGAGGAUCGACUGUGCGGGAAGAGGAAUGGGGAGGGACUCAUGCCUUAGGAUUCCACAAGCACCCUCCGGUGCCCUCGCCAUCGCAGGGUCCCCUCCGCGCCCUCGUCCUUCUGAUCUCUCUGUCCUUUCACUCCGUGUUCGAAGGCCUGGCCGUAGGCCUGCAGACCACAGUGGCGGCCACUGUGAAGCUCUGUGUGGCCGUCUUGGCGCACAAGGGGCUUGUGGUGUUCAGCGUAGGCCUGCGGUUGCUGAAGGUCGGCGCCGGCUCACGGUGGGCCACGUUCUGCAUACUGUCGUUAGCACUCAUGUCUCCCGUGGGCCUGGCCUUAGGGCUGACCGUGGCUGGAGCGGCCUCGGGACCAGGGCAGGGAUUAGCCCAGGCUGUAUUAGAAGGAGUAGCAGCAGGCACUUUCCUGUACGUCACCUUCCUAGAAAUCCUGCCCCGGGAGCUGGCUUGUCCCGAGGCCCCUCUGGUCAAGUGUGGCUGUGUGGCUGCUGGUUUUGCCUUCAUGGCUCUUAUUGCCCUGUGGGCCUGAAAGCUUCCUCACUGCUUUGUGGGCCUCUGAGGACACCGCCCGAAUGACUUUGGCCCUCAGACAUCUUUUCUGUGAGGGAGGCUAAGUAUUUACUAGGCACGGACU